This is a messenger RNA of Gekko japonicus, 2049 nucleotides long. It is a transcript of the gene ZFP64, whose product is annotated as ZFP64 zinc finger protein. Lineage: Eukaryota; Metazoa; Chordata; Lepidosauria; Squamata; Gekkonidae. The record is from RefSeq and is a predicted model, not a curated record. The transcript is spliced from 6 exons. Gene Ontology annotation, cellular component: nucleus. The coding region runs from base 1 to 2049 and encodes 682 amino acids. Gene Ontology annotation, biological process: regulation of gene expression.
AUGAACCCGAGCGACGCGCCCGCCCAGUCUUUCCCCGGGCCCGUGCAAUUCCCAGGUGGCACCACCGUCUUAGUGGAACUGACUCCGGACAUUCACAUUUGUGGACUAUGUAAGCAACAGUUCAACAAUCUGGAUGCGUUUGUUGCACACAAGAGAAGCGGCUGCCAGCUCUCUGGUACGGCAGCCGGGACCACCAGUACGGUGCAGUUCGUGGCGGAAGAAAUGGUACCGGCAACACAGACUCAAACCACGACUAGAACAAUCACUUCGGAGACCCAAACCAUUACAGUUUCUGCACCAGAGUUUGUUUUUGAACACGGCUACCAAACCUACCUUCCUGGUGAGAACAGCGAGCCUCCAGCCACCAAUGUGACCACCACACCACCAAAGCCUCGCACCAGAAAAGGCACCGCAUCAGCAGCUCAGAAGAAACUCAGUUGCUGCUAUCCAGGCUGUCAGUUCAAGACAUCCUAUGGUAUGAAAGAUAUGGAGCGGCAUUUAAGGACACACACAGGUGACAAGCCCCAUAAAUGUGAAGUUUGUGGUAAAUGUUUCAGUCGCAAAGACAAGCUGACAAUGCAUACGCGAUCCCACACUGGGUUUAAACCUCACAAAUGUAAGCAUUGUGACUACGCAGCUGCUGAGAGCAGCAGCUUGAACAAGCACCAGCGCAUACACUCCAACGAGCGCCCUUUCAAGUGCCAGAUUUGCCCUUAUGCUAGUCGCAAUUCCAGCCAGCUGACCGUACAUCUACGAUCCCACACAGGAGAUGCCCCCUUCCAGUGCCGUUUGUGCAGCGCCAAAUUUAAAAUCAACUCUGAUCUGAAGAGGCACAUGCGUGUGCACACCGGGGAGAAGCCCUACAAGUGUGAAUUCUGCGACGUGCGCUGCGCCAUGAAAGGGAAUCUGAAGUCGCACAUCCGCAUCAAGCACAAUAUGGAGAACACCUUCAAGUGCCUGGAGUGCGAGUUCCAGUGUGGGAACAAGACCAGUCUCCGGCAACACCUGCGCACUCACCAGCCCGAGCAGCCAGUGAAAUGCCCCGAGUGCAGCUACUCCUGUUCCAACAAAGCCACCCUCAAGGUGCACGAGAGGAUCCACUUCAAGGAUCGCCCCUUCAAAUGCAAGUUCUGCAGCUUCGACACCAAGCAGCGCAGCAACCUGACCACCCACAUGAAGAAAGUGCACCGAGAGAAAGUCAAGGUCAAGAAGAAGACCGCGGAGAAGACGGAAGGAGAUGGGCCCAAGGAAGGCGGCGCCAGGCAAGUGGCCAGGCUGGAGGCCAAGAAAGCCUUCAAGUGUGAUCUUUGUGAAGCCUCGUUCGUCCGGGAAGAUUCUCUGAGGAGCCAUAAGAGGCAGCAUGUUGAAUAUAAUGGGGCAAAAAAUACCGAGCUGGCCGUUCUGCAGUUCCAGAUGGACCCAAGUAGGCCAACCGGGGCUCCUAUUACAGUCAGUCAUCUCCAAGUGCCGCUGCAGGCGUCGCCCUACAGUGAAGGGCAAGUCAAGAUCAUCGUCGGACAUCAAAUGCCUCCGGCUGGCAGCCUCGUCCAAGCGGCUUCAGUCAACAUCGUGCCUCCCACCUUAAUAAGCCAGAAUCAGGAAGACCUGCCGGGCAGCGGUCAGUUGCAAAUACUGCAGCAAGUGAGCUUGCUUGCACCGCCUCUCCCCACGGGGUCUCAGGCAGAAAGCAUUUCGGUAGGCCAACCCGCAGUCCUCCUGACGACCCAUGAUCAAGCUGAUGGAGGCACAGCACACCAGACUCUAAUUCCUGCCCUUCCCGUGAGCAGCCAGGAGGCCUCCGCUAACCAGGCGUUUAUCAACGGUGCGGGGAUCAGCUGCUCGGACUUGGAAGGGCUCAAUGCUUUGAUUCAGGAAGGGGCAGGGGAAGUGACAGUGGUGAGCGACGAGGACCAAAACAUCACUGUGACCUCAGCCCCGCCCGUCUUUUCCUCCCCGGCUCAUCCAGAUGUCUCAAAGCAAACCUACUCUAUCAUCCAGAGCGGAGCCCAUGCAAGUUUGCUCUGUCCUGCGGACUCCAUACCAGAUUAG